AUGGACCACACCGCAGGCAGAGAAGGACACCGGCGGCUGGCCCCGGACAGACACUUCCCCCCAUCACCGCGGGGUGGCGCUGCAGUCCCGAUGAGAUGCGGAUGAGCAACCGAAGCACAAAAAAAAAAAAUCUGCUCUCAUCCCUGGAGAGAACACCACAGCGCAAUGGCCGUGUUGGUGGAUGCGAGCUGUUGAAUACUAUACAAUUUAUUUAACUACCUCACAAUAGCGCAUGUUUUGCGUCUGUCGCCGCUGGGAAAGACUUUGCAGGUGGUAGCCGCGGCGCUAAGACGACUCGCCAGCUCCCACCGACUGUGACCCGGGCAUCAGGAAGAAGGUAGCCAGCUGGCUAACUUAAUCUACCAGGCUUUAUGGCUGAACCGGAGCUUCUGCUGGACUCCAACAUCCGACUCUGGGUGGUGUUGCCCAUUGUCUUCAUCACCUUUUUUGUCGGGGUCAUCCGUCACUAUGUGUCCAUCCUUCUUCAGAGUGACAAGAAGUUGACGUUAGAACAGGUUUCUGACAGCCAGGUUCUGAUUCGGAGCAGAAUUCUGAGGGAAAAUGGAAAAUACAUUCCCAAACAGUCAUUUUUGAUGAGGAAGUUCUACUUCAAUAAUCAAGAAGAUGGAUUUUUCAAGAAGACCAAAAGAAAGGUUGUCCCACCAUCUCCAAUGACAGAUCCCAGCAUGCUGACUGACAUGAUGAAGGGAAAUGUCACCAACGUGCUUCCCAUGAUCCUCAUUGGAGGCUGGAUCAACUGGACCUUUUCAGGAUUUGUAACAACUAAGGUUCCCUUCCCUCUCACUCUGCGCUUCAAGCCCAUGCUGCAGCAAGGAAUAGAGCUGCUCUCACUGGAUGCCUCCUGGGUGAGUUCAGCGUCAUGGUAUUUCCUCAACGUGUUUGGACUACGAAGCAUGUACUCUUUAAUUCUGGGCCAAGACAAUGGUGCGGAUCAGUCGAGGAUCAUGCAGGAGCAGAUGAGUGGUGCUGCCAUGGCCAUGCCUGCAGAUACAAAUAAAGCUUUCAAGGCUGAGUGGGAGGCACUGGAACUGACUGACCAUCAGUGGGCGCUGGAGAGUGUAGAGGAGGAUCUGAUGAGCAGAGAGCUGGACUUUGACGGCAUGUUUAGCAAGGAGCUGCCGAGCGGCAUCUUCUGAUGGCCUGCUCACUUCUACUUGGAGCCUUCAGUUUGAAUUUUUUGAUCAUUGCAGGGAUUUGUUUUUGAUCCCUUCAUGUUAUGCAAAGUUUACAUUCACUUAUCUGUGGUCCUUGUCUUUUCACAUGUAUCACCUUUCCACAAUAUCUGAAAGGACUUCAAAUACACUGGUUCUGCUGCUGUCUCAUGCAAAUUAGAGGCCAUUGCUUUGUUGUCUCACCUUUUAGACAAGGAGACUUUUGGGAGAAACUGAGUGUAUUUUGCUUAUUGAAAUGCAUUAUUAUUAGCUUGCAACUGUAUGCCAUUAGGUAAUAGAAUAUGAACUACCUAGUGUUUUUCUUCUUUUCUUAUGCCAUGCACAGCUAGACCAGCUGUCUCCAUUUUCAUAUGUAUCAUCAUGUUUAAAAAAAAACAGGGCACUACCAUUUUCCAGGUCUGAAUGAUGUCUAUUUAAUUAUACUUUAACAGUCUUUGAUGACUCCUCUGUUAGGUCAUAGGUCAGCUGUUCUGAGUCAGCUGCUUGGAGUUGGAAGCAGACCCAGAACUGAUUAGUUGUUGGCAGAGAGUGUGUUUGUGUGAUUGAAAAAUUGUUUUUGAUGUAUGUAGACAGUUUAUUUUGUAAUGUAACUCCCCUGUGUUUUGUACAGCAUAAAGCCUGUUUUGACUAAACA
Messenger RNA from Acanthopagrus latus (yellowfin seabream), 1827 nucleotides. It is a transcript of the gene emc3, whose product is annotated as ER membrane protein complex subunit 3. Bases 372 to 1157 code for a protein of 261 amino acids. Gene Ontology annotation, biological process: protein folding in endoplasmic reticulum. NCBI's taxonomy places the organism in Eukaryota, Metazoa, Chordata, Actinopteri, Spariformes, Sparidae. The transcript is spliced from 9 exons. Gene Ontology annotation, cellular component: EMC complex; membrane. The record is from RefSeq and is a predicted model, not a curated record.